AUGGUGCAAGAAUACGACAUCGUGAUUGUGGGCGCUGGCCCUGUCGGCCUGCUGCUGUCCCUCUGCAUGUCCCGAUGGGGCUACAAGGUCAGACACAUCGAUAACCGCCCCGUGCCGACUGCCACCGGUCGCGCCGACGGUAUCCAGCCUCGCUCCACCGAGAUUCUGCGCAACUUGGGCCUGAAGCGCGCAAUCAUGGCCUACGAGCCCGCCAAGGUCUACGACGUCGCUUUCUGGGACCCCAAGGGCGAUGGCUCUGGUAUCGGCCGCACCGGCAGCUGGCCUAGCUGCCCCCGCUUCAUCGACACUCGCUACCCCUUCACCACCCUGGUUCACCAGGGUAAGAUCGAACGCGUCUUCCUCGACGAGAUUGCCAAGGCAGGUGUUCAAGUGGAGCGUCCCUGGACCAUUGUCGGCUUCAAGAACGACGGUGCCAACGCCGACUACCCUGUUGAGGUUAACCUGAAGUCUUUGGACACCAACGUGAUCGAGAAUGUGCGCACCAAGUAUCUCUUCAGUGGUGAGGGUGCUCGCAGCUUCGUUCGUGAGAAGCUUGAUAUCAAGAUCCACCACAAGGACCCCAUUGCCUACGUCUGGGGUGUCAUGGACGGUGUUGUCCGCACUAACUUCCCCGAUAUUGAGACAAAAUGCACCAUUCACUCCGAUGCUGGCUCCAUCAUGGUUAUUCCUCGCGAGGACAACAUGGUUCGCUUGUACGUUCAGAUUGCCUCAUCUACCGACGCCGACUGGAACCCCCGCAAGACCGCCACCGCCGAGGAAAUUCAGCAGACGGCCAAGAACAUCCUGAAGCCAUACUGGGUUGAGUGGGACCGUGUUGAGUGGUACUCCGUGUACCCCAUCGGUCAAGGUAUUGCCGAGAAGUACACCCUGGAUGAGCGCGUCUUCAUGGGUGGUGAUGCCUGCCACACCCACAGCCCCAAGGCUGGUCAGGGUAUGAACACUGCUUUCCACGAUGCCUUGAACAUGGCCUGGAAGAUCCACGCCGUGGAGAGCGGAUUUGCCGACCGUUCCAUUCUCAGCACAUACGAGAGCGAGCGCAAGGACAUUGCGGAGACUCUGCUCGACUUUGAUUCCAGAUACGCCGCGCUCUUCUCCAAGCGCCGCCCCAACGCCAAUGAGGUUUCUGCUAGCAAGGCCGUCAACUCUGAUGCUGAGGAGGAUGAGUUCGUCAAAACCUUCAAGUCUUCUUGCGAGUUCACCAGUGGAUACGGAGUUGCCUACAAGCCCAAUGUCUUCAAUUGGGAUGCCUCUCACCCUGCUAAAUCUUCUCUGUUCAACAUUCCCGAUGUUAAGUUGACUGCCGGUCGUGCCUUCACACCUACCACUGUGACCCGUCUUGCCGACUCCAACUUUGUCGAGUUGGAGCAGGAGGUCCCCGCAAACGGAUCGUUCCGUAUCUUCAUCUUCGCCGGUAACCAGAACAAGACCAAGAAGGCCAUUGCUGACCUGGCUGCCAACCUGGAGAAGGAGCGCUCAUUCCUCUCUGUCUACCGCCGGUCCGACAUUGCCGAUGUGUCCUUCUUUGAGCGUCACAAUCCUCACUCCAAGCUCUUCACCCUUUCCGUCAUCUACGCUGGCCCCAAGAAUGAGAUCGACCUCGACUCCAUUCCCCAGGUUCUGCGAGACUACCACCACCACCUCUACGCUGAUGAUAUUCCUGAUGUCCGUGUUCCCAACGCUCAAUUUUCUGCUCACGAGAAGCUCGGCAUCGACGCUGAGAAGGGUGGUGUUGUCGUGUGUCGCCCCGACAGCCACGUUGCCUGCACUUUGCAACUGGUGGAGGGCAGCGGCACCGCUGACGCCCUGAACGAGUACUUCAACUCUUUCUCUACCAAGCCUUUGGGCCAGGAUUCUCAGCAGAGCCGCCUUUAA
Penicillium longicatenatum is the source of this 1893-nucleotide messenger RNA. Its product is annotated as putative FAD monooxygenase. The record is from RefSeq and is a predicted model, not a curated record. Lineage: Eukaryota; Fungi; Ascomycota; Eurotiomycetes; Eurotiales; Aspergillaceae. Gene Ontology annotation, molecular function: FAD binding. Bases 1 to 1893 code for a protein of 630 amino acids. The transcript has 2 exons.